AUGAUAACCGGGACCACCUACCAGCACAACCACCGAACGAUUGACGAACCUGCGGCCGACGAACGUACACGAAAACCUUCAUCCUUUGGUUUAGUCCAAGUCUUCUCUGAACAGGCGUCACCCAGCCUCGGGUGUCAGGACAAAUUCAUUGAAGACGCGGAUCAGGAUAACCAGGAUGACCCACCACAACAACUCACCGACCUCCACGGUCUUGAUCCUUCGGUUUAG
Molecule: messenger RNA, 228 nt
Organism: Penicillium verhagenii
Lineage: Eukaryota; Fungi; Ascomycota; Eurotiomycetes; Eurotiales; Aspergillaceae
Exons: 1
Coding region: 1-228 (75 amino acids)
Source: RefSeq, a predicted model, not a curated record